UUUUUUUUCAACUUUAUACUAGUCCCACUCUCUCUCUCUCUUCACUAUGACCAACUCAUUCACCGAGUCCAGCUCUUUCACUGCCUCCUCUUCCUAUGUCGAGGAGAAUGGCGAGGUUAUCCACCGCUCUACCAACUUCCAGUCUUCCCACAGCCAGAGCACUACCUUGACCAUCGUUGCCCACGGUGCUUCUGAGUUGAUCAAUGUCGAGACCAUGGGCAAGCAGGAUCCCUUCCUCCAGUUCUCUCUCGACUACACCAAUGCCAAGUCCUACCAAAAGACCUUUACCCACAAGAAGGCCGGUGCCGAGGCUACCUGGAACCAGACCUUUGUCUUGCCCCUCCAGGGCCAGCCCGAUCUCUAUAUCGAAGUCAUGGACGAGGAGUCCACCUUUGCCGAGGUCAUUGGUUUUGCCGCCAUCCCCAUCAACCAGGUUGUCCAUGCCCAGGGUGCCACCUUCAACGGUAUCUUUGAGAUCUUUGCUGUCAAUGGAAAGCGUGCCGGUCAGGUUCACUUGACCUUGUCCGCCCAGGGCUUCCCCAACUCUGUCACCCAAUCCUUCGAGCAGCAGGUCAUCCGUGGCCAGUCCUACAUCAAGGAGGAGCAUCUCAAGCGCGUCAAGUCUCUCAGAAACAAGGCUCUCGGCACUGACAUCGCCAUGGGUGUCUUGGGCAGUGCUCUUGCUGUCGGCGUCGGAUUUCUCGGCAAGAAGACCUACUCUGACCACCAGAAGGCCGAGGAGGAGGAGGCCCAGAAGGAGGCCCAGGAGAAAGAAGAAGAAGCCAGACGCGUCGAGGAGCGCGAGACCUUUGAGCGUGAGAAGCGCGAGUUCGAGGAGCAAAGAGUUGCCGCCGAGACUGAGCGCAAGCAGCGCGAGGAGCGCGAGGAGAGCCACAGAGUCCAGCAGACCAACACCCGUCGCCAGGAGUCCGAAAGCCACAACUCUUCCGAGCGUCGUGAGGAGUCGUCCUCUGAGCACCGCGAGAGUUCUUCCAAGUCCAAGUCCAAGAAGCGUGAGGAACGUCGCAACAGAGGUUCCGGUUCCGACUCUAACUCUGAUUCUGACUCUGGUUCCGACUCUGACUCUGAUUCCGGCUCUGGUUCUGAUGAAGAGAAGCGCUGCAGACGCAAGGAAAAGAAGGAGAAGAAGGAGAAGAAGAGAUGCGAGCGUAAGGAAAAGCGCAACAACAGCUGUGAGCGCAAGGAGAAGCGUGGAAGCGGUAAGGAAUGGGAUCCCGUUGGCACCUACUCUACUGGUGACCGCGUCAAGUACCAUGGCCACACCUAUAUCUGCCUCCAAGGCCAUUCUUCCAACCCUACCUGGAAGCCCGACGUCGCCCACUCUCUCUGGGAAAGCGCUUAAAUAAUGUAUAUUUCAACAAGUCUUUUCUUUUAUCUUUCUCUCCCUCCCCCUCUCCAUCUUCUAUGUGAAUACUGAAACAAAUAAAAAUAAAAAAUAAUUGUAAAUGCUAAAUGGGGCAUAUUUCCCAAGCAAAGCCAGCUAUUCAUAACACCCUU
Molecule: messenger RNA, 1518 nt
Organism: Phycomyces blakesleeanus NRRL 1555(-)
Lineage: Eukaryota; Fungi; Mucoromycota; Mucoromycetes; Mucorales; Phycomycetaceae
Exons: 1
Coding region: 47-1363 (438 amino acids)
Biological process (GO): carbohydrate metabolic process
Cellular component (GO): extracellular region
Molecular function (GO): carbohydrate binding; hydrolase activity, hydrolyzing O-glycosyl compounds
Source: RefSeq, a predicted model, not a curated record